Messenger RNA from Aspergillus luchuensis, 894 nucleotides. RefSeq lists its product as uncharacterized. Bases 1 to 894 code for a protein of 297 amino acids. The record is from RefSeq and is a predicted model, not a curated record. The transcript has 3 exons. Lineage: Eukaryota; Fungi; Ascomycota; Eurotiomycetes; Eurotiales; Aspergillaceae.
AUGGACAACGACAAGGCUGAAGAAGCUUUAGAAACGCUGGAACAGACCUGCUCCAUCCUCUGGAACGCUAAAACUGGCACUGUUCCAACCGAAGUACUCGCUCGUCUGCCGCUGUCACUUGUAAGCCUUGAUCACCAGUCUGUUACCUCAGGGCUGAACGUGCGUUACUUCAUUCCGUGGAAGGAGGGGGAUCUACGACGUUACGAAAGAAAUCUUGCGCCCGUGGAAGGAAAUGAGAGGAUUUCAUGUGAUGAGAAUGUUCUCCUAAAUGGAUGUCCGAUAGGUUACAGAUUGUCCAGACCAUGGGGUAGCGGUGGGGAAUGGGCGGAAACAAUGUGUUCUCGUUUGCUUACAGAAGUGGACAUUGCACCCCGCAAAGGCACUCAGGGUGAUAUGCUAGCCUUGAAGUCGGUGACUGGAUGGAGACACCAUAUCGGGAUUCCCGAUGAGCCCCCAAUUCCACAGCCGUGGUACAUACAGAGGGAAAGCUACCAAUGGGGCCCAUACUGUUACUGGACAUUGCGCGGCAAUAAACACCCACACGUCAAGGCCUCGAUGUUCCAUGGCGUUGAUGGCAUCGAUGGAAUGGUCUUAAGGGAAGAGAUCAUGGUUAUCAUUCUUGUAAUGAUCAGUCGACUGGAGAACAAAGACUUCAGAAAGCAUGCUGUCGUUCCUGUUAUGCUGUUUUCGUUCAUGAGAAACCGCCGUGGCCGCAUUCUAUUCGCACAUUGCCUGGGGAACAGACUCGUUAUCAAGAUGUCGCCUCUAUGUCCAUUCGAAGUUGAAGGGGAGGGAUGGAAUGAUUCUCUGGCCCUGUUUACGCGCUAUCAGGCUGCUGGACCUUCAUCAACAGAUACAACCAAGUUUCCAGUUGGGCCUGACGGGACUUCUUAG